Messenger RNA from Clunio marinus, 7906 nucleotides. Lineage: Eukaryota; Metazoa; Arthropoda; Insecta; Diptera; Chironomidae. The record is from the annotation of a GenBank genome assembly.
ACACACUUUCAUAUCAAUAACAACAUUAUCGAGCUUUAUAAUCUUCACUUUGAUUAUUUUUCCAUUCACGAUGUAAAUAAUGUUAUCACUUAAAAUAUCAUUUCAGUCUUCGUACGUUCAUUCCAAAGAAAAGUUUGUUCGUCGUUUAUUCUUGCCUUAAGUUUCAAAGAAAAACAUAAAACUUGAAAUGAAUUCAGAUUUGAUAGAAGAGAGAAAGAAAGUUGCUUUCAACAUUGAAGAAUUCACAAACUGGUAUUAUGGUGGUGCUGAAAAAGUUACAGAGCAGAAGUUUUUUGAAAAUUAUUUUUUAAAUGACCCCGAGUUGAGAGACAAUAUUGCCACCAGCUAUUUAAGUCAUCAAGAACUUUAUGAAGAAUCAAUUAGAAAGGCAACUGUGGUACUUAAAAAGCUUAAACAUCUUCGAAAUCAAGGGUACAAUGACAAAGAUUUGUAUAGCAAAAUACUCGGUGGAACUUUCCAAAAAUACAUAUUCAGAGAAGGAAAUCCUUUAAGUGUUCAUUUUGACAUGUUUAUACCAGCUAUAAAAAAUAUGGCAACUCUAGAACAACAAGCUGAAUGGUUACCGAAGGCUGAAAUUUGCAACAUGAUUGGAGCUUAUGCCCAGACCGAAUUAGGUAAUUAACAUCUUAUCUUUAAUUUCUAAUCAUUUCUUGCUUCGUGGGAAUAUUUGCAAUUGAACGUUAGGUCAUGGAACGUUUGUUCGAGGCUUAGAGACAACUGCUAUUUUUGAUCAAAGAUGUCAACAAUUUGUCAUCAACUCACCAACGAUCACGGCUUACAAGUGGUGGCCUGGCGGUCUUGGUCAUACAGCAAACUAUGCUCUAGUGUUUGCUCAACUUUACACUCAACAAAAGAAUCAUGGAGUUCAUGCUUUCCUUGUUCAGUUGAGAGACGAAGAAACGCACAAGCCAUUGAAAGGAAUCACUAUUGGAGAAAUUGGUACAAAAGUUGGAUUUAAUUCCGUCAACAAUGGCUAUCUUGGUUUCAAGAAUGUUCGGAUUCCAUUGAAGAACAUGUUGAUGAAGAACGCAAAAGUUCUUCCCAAUGGACAGUACAAGAAGUCGCAAAGUGCUUUACUUAAUUAUGGAACGAUGACUUACAUUCGUGUAGGGAUUGUUAUAGAAGCUGCCAGUUUCAUGGCUAAUGCAGCGACAAUUGCCAUGAGAUAUUCAUUGGUUCGUCGUCAAAGUCCAAUCGAACCUGACCAACCAGAACCGAAGAUCAUCGAACACGUCACACAACAAAUGAAAAUCUUUCCAGUCAUUGCUAAAACUAUAAUCUUUAAACAAGCUGCGGAAUUUUUAUGGGGCAUGUUCAAUGAUGUUUCUAAGGAAUUAGAGAAAGGUGACUUGUCGAGACUUCCUGAACUUCACGCACUUUCUUGUUGUUUGAAAGCUAUUUGUUCAAAUGAAGCGACACAAGCAAUUGAAGUCUGUCGCUUGGCUUGUGGUGGUCACGGAUAUUUAACAUCUUCUGGGUUUAACAACAUGUACAAGAUGGUCACAUCAGCACAAACUUAUGAAGGUGAAAAUACGGUAUUACUUCUACAAACAGCAAGAUUCUUAAUAAAAUCAUGGGGACAAGCAUUAAAAGGUGAAAAGUUGACACCAACAGUUGAGUAUUUGAAGCAUUUCGUCUCUAGAAGUGGAGAGACAGUAGCCUGGGAUGGAUCACCGAAUGGAAUAAUUCGAGCAUUCCAAUCAGCAACUGCUGGAAAAGUUGCAUUGGCAUACAAACAUAUCGAAGAAAGAAAGAAAUUUCUCUCACCAGAAGAAGCUGUUAAUCAAACUGGAAUUGAAUUAACGAAAGCAGCUGAACUUCAUUGUCAAUUGUUUCUUCUUCAAUCAGCUUCGACAUCAAUUAAUCAAGCAAUUAAAAAAUUAUCACCAGCGUUGGCUUUUGUAUUGCGUGAUAUUCUGGAACUUUAUGCUGUUGAUCUUGCAAUAAAAUCACUUGAAAGUCUUUUGCAGUUUGUUACCGCAACAUCAGAAGACAUUGAUCGAUUGCAAGUUCGUUUAGAAGCGGCACUCAAGAGAUUCAGAACAAAUGCCAUUGGAAUCGUUGACGGAUUUGAGAUUUCCGAUCUUGUUCUUGGAUCAACACUUGGUGCUUACGAUGGCAACGUCUAUGAAAGAUUGUUAAAUGAAGCAAAAAAGUCGCCAUUGAAUCAAGAAGAUGUCAACAAAUCUUUCCACUUAUAUUUGAAGCCAUUCAUGAAAUCAAACAUGUAAUCAAAAAAAUUUCAAUUUCUUAUCAACAAAAUAAUCUUAAUGGUGAAGGAAUGUUAAAAAUAAAAAAAAAGAUAAGAAUAAGAUUGCUGACAUAAAUAAAUAAAAUUGUCUAAUCUUAAUGAUAAGAUAAAUUUUAAUUUAAUCUUUUUUUUGUAAAUAUUUAUUUAUAAAAAACAAAUGCCAGUGAUAAUGAAAUUUUGUAUGUUAGUCAGUGUGGGACCAACUAGACGACAAGACGUGAUUUAAUUCAAUCUAAUAAAUUCAUAAUGAACGAUCAAAAUAAAGUUAACCAAGAUUUAGAAGACGAACGAAGGAAAAUUUCUUUCAAAGUUGAGGAUUUCACAAAAUGGUAUUAUGGAGGUGAUGAAAAUGUCGAUGAAAAGAAAUUUUUGGAAAAUAUUUAUCAACCAAUUUUCGAACUUAAUAAUUCAAUUGACAUGAGCUACAUGAGUCACAAGGAGAAAUAUGAAGAAGCAAUUCGUAGAGCAACAAUUGUCUUGAAGAAAGUCAAAGAGAUUCAAGCGCAAGGUCAGAGAGGCAAAGACCUUUACAAUAAAGUGUUUGGGAAUUUAGGAAUUACUAGCAUUUUUAGAGAGGGAAGCCCGAUAGGACUGCACUUCAGCAUGUUUUUACCGGCAUUAAGGAAACUUGCAACAGUAGAACAACAAGCUGAAUGGAUUUCCAGAGCAUGGAAUUUGAGUAUUAUUGGGACCUAUGCGCAGACGGAAAUGGGACAUGGGACGUUCAUUAGAGGCUUGGAAACAACUGCAACAUACGACACCAGCACGAAGGAAUUUGUGCUUCAUUCACCGACUAUCACUGCUUACAAAUGGUGGCCUGGAAGUCUCGGCCAUACAGCGAACUACGCAAUCGUCUUUGCCCAACUUUAUACACUUGGAAAGCAUCAUGGACUUCAACCUUUCAUUGUUCAGUUGAGAGAUGAAGAAACUCACAAACCAAUGAAGGGAAUUACGAUUGGAGAACUUGGCAACAAAGUUGGAUUCAACACUGUCAACAACGGUUUCUUAGGAUUCGAUCACGUUCGAAUUCCAUUGAAGAACAUGUUGAUGAAGAACGCAAAAGUUUUAGACAACGGAGAGUUCAUACGGCAAAAGAGUUCAAUUUUGACUUACGGUGCAAUGACUCUUGUACGGGUCCGCAUCGUCAAAGAUCAAGCUUUUUAUUUAUCAAAGGCUGUGACAGUUGCCAUGAGAUAUGCGCUCGUAAGACACCAAAGUCCAAUCGAACCUGAUCAACCAGAACCAAAAAUCAUCGAACAUGUCACGCAACAAAUGAAAAUCUUUCCGUCCAUCACCAAAACCAUUGUGAUGCAAAUUGCUGCAGACAGCUUGAAUCAAAUGUAUUUGGAAGUUAAUCUAGAAGUUGAGAAAGGUGACUUGUCAAGACUUCCUGAACUUCACGCACUUUCUUGUUGCCUCAAAGCAGUUUGUUCGAAUGAAACAGUUCAAGCAGUUGAAGUUUGUCGUCUUGCUUGUGGUGGUCAUGGAUAUUUGAAUUCUUCUGGUUUUAAUGACGUAUUUAAAAUGGUCACAUCAGCACAAACGUAUGAAGGAGAAAACACGGUGUUGCUUCUGCAAACAGCAAGAUUCUUAAUAAAAGCUUAUGAUCAGGCAGUUAAAGGUGGCAGGGUAACACCAUCUGUUUCUUAUUUAACGAAUUAUGUCUCAGGGAGCAACAGCACAAUAGAAUGGAAUGACUUGUCACCUGAGGGAAUGCUUCGUGCAUUGGAAAUUGCAGCUGCUGGGAAGAUUGCGUUGGCAUACAAACAUGUGGAGAUGAGAAAGAAAUUCUGUUCAGCAGAAGAAGCAGCAAAUCAAACUGGCAUUGAACUCACGAAAGCAGCGGAACUUCAUUGUCAAGUUUUCCUGUUGAAAUCUGCCAUCACAUCGUUGUCUGGUGCUGGUCGUUCUACACCAGCAUUGGCAUUGGUGCUCAAAGAUGUUUUGGAAUUAUUUUCAGUUGACUUAGCUGUGCGACUACUUGGAAAUUUGCUUCAGUUUGUUAACAUCAAAUCAGAAAACAUCGAAAAACUUCACUCAAUGUUGGAAAGUUCAUUGAAGAAAUUGAGAUUCAACGCCAUUGGAAUUGUUGACGGUUUUGACAUUCCUGACUUCGUUCUUGGAUCAACACUUGGAGCCUACGAUGGCAACGUCUAUGAACGAUUACUGAGUGAAGCAAAGAAGUCGCCAUUGAACCAAGAAGAUGUCAACAAAUCUUUCCACUUAAAUGCUACAGCAGCACAAACUUAUGAGGGUGAGAACACUGUGUUGCUUCUGCAAACAGCAAGAUAUUUGAUUAAAGCUUAUGGACAAGUUUUGAAUGGUGAGAAAUUACCACCAACAGUUGAAUAUUUGAAAGUUUUCGACACAAAUACCAAAUAUCAAUGGAACGACUUGUCACCUGAAGGAAUUCUUCGUGCAUUAGAAAUUACAGCUGCUGGAAAGAUUGCGUUGGCAUACAAGCAUGUGGAGAUGAGAAAGAAAUUCUGUUCAGCAGAAGAAGCAGCAAAUCAAACUGGCAUUGAACUCACGAAAGCAGCGGAACUUCAUUGUCAAGUUUUCCUGUUGAAAUCUGCCAUCACAUCGUUGUCUGGUGCUGGUCGUUCUACACCAGCAUUGGCAUUGGUGCUCAAAGAUGUUUUGGAAUUAUUUUCAGUUGACUUAGCUGUGCGAUUACUUGGAAAUUUGCUUCAGUUUGUUAACAUCAAAUCAGAAAACAUCGAAAAACUUCACUCAAUGUUGGAAAGUUCAUUGAAGAAAUUGAGAUUCAACGCCAUUGGAAUUGUUGAUGGUUUUGACAUUCCUGACUUCGUUCUUGGAUCAACACUUGGAGCCUACGAUGGCAACGUCUAUGAACGAUUACUGAGUGAAGCAAAGAAGUCGCCAUUGAACCAAGAAGAUGUCAACAAAUCUUUCCACUUACAGUUUAAUAACAAGUUCAAUAUUAAUUCAGUCUUUAAUCGUUUCAAGUCAGAACAAAACACAAAACCUUCUUUGCGAAUUAAAAUGAAUAGAAACAUGAAAGUGAACCCAGAUUUGCAGGAAGAACGUGACAAGAUUUCAUUCAAAGUUCAAGACUUCACAAAUUGGUAUUAUGGAGGCGAAGAAAGCGUGAAGGAAAAGAAGACAAUCGAAAAUCUCUUCUUUUCGAAGCCCGAACUUCAAAUCAAUAAUGACAUGAGUUACAUGAGUCACAAAGAAAAAUAUGAAGAAGCCAUUCGUAGAACAGUUUUGUUAUUGAAAACAAUAAAAGAACUUCAAUCGGAAGGUCAAACAAAUAUCUUCAAUAAGAGAUUUGGUUGGGACACGUUUGAUAGUUUUAUUAAAGAAGGAAGUCCAAUAGCAUUGCAUUAUGGAGUUUUUAUUCCGGCGUUGAAGAAACUUGGAACAGAAGAUCAGCAAGCUGAAUGGAUUUCCAGAGCAUGGAAUUUGAGUAUUAUUGGGACCUAUGCGCAGACGGAAAUGGGACAUGGGACGUUCAUUAGAGGCUUGGAAACAACUGCAACAUACGACACCAGCACGAAGGAAUUUGUGCUUCAUUCGCCGACUAUCACUGCUUAUAAGUGGUGGCCUGGAAGUCUCGGCCAUACAGCGAACUACGCAAUCGUCUUUGCCCAACUUUAUACACUUGGAAAGCAUCACGGAAUCCAACCUUUCAUCGUUCAGUUGAGAGAUGAAGAAACUCACAAACCAUUGAAAGGAAUCACGAUCGGAGAUAUUGGCAACAAAAUUGGACUUAAUACAAUCGACAACGGUUUCUUAGGCUUCGACCACGUUCGAAUUCCGUUGAAGAACAUGUUGAUGAAGAACGCAAAGAUCAUUGAAAGUGGGGAAUUUAUCAGACAAAAAAGUUCAGUUUUAAAUUAUGGAACGAUGACUCUUCUCAGAGUUGGAAUUGUGAAGGAACAAUCAAUUUUCCUUUCGAAAGCUGUGACGAUUGCUAUGAGAUAUGCACUGGUUCGUCGUCAAAGUCCAAUCGAACCUGACCAACCAGAACCAAAGAUCAUCGAACACGUGACACAACAAAUGAAAAUCUUUCCUGAAAUCGCCAAAGUUCUCGCUAUUAAAUCUGCUGCUGAUAAUUUAAAUGAAAUGUACGUGGAAGUCACUUCCGAUAUGGAGAAAGGAAAUCUUUUCAGACUUUCAGAACUUCACGCACUUUCUUGUUGUUUGAAAGCUGUUUGUACAAAGGAAACUUCGUUCGGGGUAGAAGUUUGUCGUCUUGCUUGUGGUGGUCAUGGAUAUUUGAAUUCUUCUGGUUUUAACAUCAUUUAUAGAAAUGCUACAGCAGCACAAACUUAUGAGGGUGAGAACACUGUGUUGCUUCUGCAAACAGCAAGAUAUUUGAUUAAAGCUUAUGGACAAGUUUUGAAUGGUGAGAAAUUACCACCAACAGUUGAAUAUUUGAAAGUUUCCGACACAAAUACAAAAUAUCAAUGGAACGACUUGUCACCUGAAGGAAUUCUUCGUGCAUUGGAAAUCGCAGCUGCUGGAAAGAUUGCGUUGGCAUACAAACAUGUGGAGAUAAGAAAGAAAUUCUGUUCAGCAGAAGAAGCAGCAAAUCAAACUGGCAUUGAACUCACGAAAGCAGCGGAACUUCAUUGUCAAGUUUUCCUGUUGAAAUCUGCCAUCACAUCGUUGUCUGGUGCUGGUCGUUCUACACCAGCAUUGGCAUUGGUGCUCAAAGAUGUUUUGGAAUUAUUUUCAGUUGACUUAGCUGUGCGAUUACUUGGAAAUUUGCUUCAGUUUGUUAACAUCAAAUCAGAAAACAUCGAAAAACUUCACUCAAUGUUGGAAAGUUCAUUGAAGAAAUUGAGAUUCAACGCCAUUGGAAUUGUUGAUGGUUUUGACAUUCCUGACUUCGUUCUUGGAUCAACACUUGGAGCCUACGAUGGCAACGUCUAUGAGCGAUUAUUGAGUGAAGCAAAGAAGUCGCCAUUGAACCAAGAAGAUGUCAACAAAUCUUUCCACUUGUACUUAAAACCUUUCAUGAAAUCAAAUUUUUUCGCUUUGCUUGUUCUCUUUACAAGACAUAAAUUUGGAAUUCUCUCAAGAAAAUAUUUAAAAAUGAGUAGCACCACGAAAGUUAACCGAGAUUUGCAAGAUGAAAGAGAGAAAGUCACGUUUAAUGUUGAGGAAUUCACAAAUUGGUAUCACGGAGGUGCACAGAAUGUCAAAGAUAAGAAGUCGAUUGAAAAUUUUUUCCUGUCGGAUCCUGAACUUCACGACACCAUUGACAUGAGUUACAUGAGCCACAAAGAGAAAUAUGAAGAAGCAAUUCGACGAACAACUGUGAUGUUAAGGAAAUUGAAAAAAAUGCAGUCCGAAGGUCAAGGAGAUAUUCUCAAUACGGCUUUGGGCUGGACAGUGUUUUCUAGUCUUCUGAAGGAAGGAAGUCCAAUAGGUUUACAUUAUGGAAUGUUUUUACCGGCUUUGAAGAAACUUGGGACAAUUGGGCAACAAUCUGAAUGGAUUUCCAGAGCAUGGAAUUUGAGUAUUAUUGGGACCUAUGCGCAGACGGAAAUGGGACAUGGUACGUUCAUUAGAGGCUUGGAAACAACUGCAACAUACGACACCAGCACGAAGGAAUUUGUGCUUCAUUCGCCGACUAUCACUGCUUAUAAGGUGAUUUGA